Messenger RNA from Necator americanus (New World hookworm), 249 nucleotides. RefSeq lists its product as uncharacterized. The record is from RefSeq and is a predicted model, not a curated record. The transcript has 2 exons. Bases 1 to 249 code for a protein of 82 amino acids. NCBI's taxonomy places the organism in Eukaryota, Metazoa, Nematoda, Chromadorea, Rhabditida, Ancylostomatidae.
AUGCGACUUUUACAUUUUCUUCUUAUAUUCGCAGUUGUCGUCAUCACUGCACUUGCGGCACCAAAACCACUUCAAGGAAUACGAACAAAGCGUAGGAGUUUCUUUGGUUUUGGCAGACGCUGGUUUGGAUUUCCUCCAUGGGGUUUUCCACGGUGGGGAUUUCGCCCAUGGGGUUUUCCACCGUGGGGAUUUGGCGGACCGUUUUGUUGUUUUCGGAGACCAUGGUUCUAUCCGUAUUGGUGGGGUUAA